CUAGAAUUCUGACACAGUCGAUGACGUUUUCUAGGAAUUUUUUAUUUUUUGUUAGUAAAUUAUCGAGAAAAUUUACUAGAAAAAUACCAAACAAUCGGCCAUUUUGGUGUUUCGCUUUAGCGGAAAGAGUUCUUGCUAAAGCAAAAUGAAGAUCGGACUGUGUGCAUACAGUGGGUACAAAAUUUACCCUGGCCAUGGGAAAACCAUGGUUAAGGUGGAUGGAAAGACUUUUACCUUCCUCAAUUCAAAAUGUGAAUCUGCUCACUUGAUGAAGCGUAACCCUAGAAAAGUAACAUGGACUGUUCUUUACAGGCGUAAGCACAAGAAGGGUCAGGAAGAAGAACAAGCCAAACGAAGGACGAGGAGAACACAAAAGUUCAAUCGUGCUAUCGUUGGAGCUUCUUUGUCUGAUAUUCUUGCUAAGAGGAAUAUGAAGCCUGAAAUCAGGAAGGCUCAGAGAGAUCAAGCCAUCAAAGUCGCUAAAGAACAGAAAAAGGCCGCAAAAGCUGUAAAGAAAGCAGCUCAACCUCCUAAACCGAAACCCACGAAGAAAGAAAAGGCCACAAAGGUUACACAAAAGAGUGCACCACGUGUGGGAGGAAAACGAUAAUUUUUCGGUAUAUAAAAAAUAAAUAAACUUAUAAAAUUGAAAAUGA
Molecule: messenger RNA, 656 nt
Organism: Chelonus insularis
Lineage: Eukaryota; Metazoa; Arthropoda; Insecta; Hymenoptera; Braconidae
Gene: RpL24
Product: ribosomal protein L24
Exons: 5
Coding region: 146-610 (154 amino acids)
Biological process (GO): cytoplasmic translation
Cellular component (GO): cytosolic large ribosomal subunit
Molecular function (GO): mRNA binding; structural constituent of ribosome
Source: RefSeq, a predicted model, not a curated record